This is a messenger RNA of Momordica charantia (bitter melon), 1639 nucleotides long. Its product is annotated as putative serine/threonine-protein kinase At1g01540. The record is from RefSeq and is a predicted model, not a curated record. Gene Ontology annotation, molecular function: ATP binding; protein kinase activity. Gene Ontology annotation, biological process: protein phosphorylation. Lineage: Eukaryota; Viridiplantae; Streptophyta; Magnoliopsida; Cucurbitales; Cucurbitaceae.
UUUAUUUAGAACAUAGAACAGUCUGACGUGGCUAACCUUCCAUGACAAAUGUCAAAGAACUAUUGGCCCUCGCCAUUGUACUCGAAAUAUUUCACUCAGAUUUGAAUUUGCCGCUACUUAAGCUAAGUUAGUUAGUGACCAAAAGAUUCUUACGCGAAGAGAUCAGAUUAGCGACGACCUUAACUUCCUUCCCUAAACCCUCUGCUUCAAAAAUGCUGUAUCGUCCUCUUCCAUGGAAGCGCUCCAAAAUUCAUAGUUCUAUCUGUAUCUCUCUCUCUCUCUCUCUCACGCCAUGCCAUUCAACUUAUCUUCUAUUCAGAAAUGGCUAUCGAGCCGCACCGCAUUGGGAGUGAAAUUAUGGGUUCUGAUUGUAACUUCCGUUCUGGUAUUUCUUCUUUUAAUUGUGAUUAGUACCUUCAUUUGUCAUGUCUACUGUCGUCUGCGGAGGCGGAAUCGGAAUCGUCGAGCUGAGGAUCACGAAUCUGCGAUGUCGGGAGAAGUAUUAACGGUGAUGGAGAUGAAUGUAAAGAAGAGUUCCGAUGAUCAGUUUUCACGGCAAGGUAGUGAGACUACUCAGAAUAGUAUUGUCACAAAUUUGGAUUAUUCUGGCGGCCGGUACUCGCCGGCGGCGGUCACGGAUGAGAGGAGAAGGAUCGUCUUUGGGCUGGAAGAGAUUGCGUUGGCGACCGAUGAAUUCAGCGAAGAGAAUGUCAUUAACAUCGAAGAUUACGGUGUGGAUUACUUUGGAAAUUUGGCUGAUGGUACGAAAGUGACUGUUAAGAUAUUCAAUGCAAAUAAUAGUAUCGGAGACAACGAAUUCAUCAGAGAAGCAGAGAGAAUUCGGCAUAUUAGCCAUAAAAAUCUGGUCAAGUUGCUUGGAUACUACACUCAAGGAACUGCUAAUAAUAGGAUGUUUGUUUAUGAAAAUGUAGAAAAUGGGAAUCUGCACCAAUGGCUUCAUGGAUGCCCACAGAAACCCUUUAGCCCUCUGUCAUGGCCCAUUAGGAUGAGCAUUAUUCAAGGAAUUGCCAAAGGAUUAGCAUAUCUUCAUGAAGAUGUGGACCCGAAAAUUCUCCAUGGCAGGUUAAGAUCCAGCUGCAUAUUACUUGAUCAGAAUUGGAACCCCAAGAUCUCCGAUUUCGGUCUCGUCGAGGUUUUCCCUCCGGAGUACUUGUCAGGACCUAAUUUGGUUGGAGAAACAAAUGAAUCCCUUGAGUCAACUAGUCCAUUUACAGAAAGGAAUGAUAUUUACAGCUUUGGCAUACUUCUCAUGGAGUUGAUAACUGGAAGAGCUCCUGUGGACUGCAACCAAUCUCAACCAUAUCUGAUAGAGUGGGUGAAAUCCAUGAUUGGGAGUCAACAGGCAGUUGAAACAGUGGAUUCCAAAUUGGAAGAAAAGCCAUCCCCAAAGCAACUCAAACGGAUGCUUUUAAUUGCCCUUCGCUGCCUUGAUCCAGACGAACAGCACAGGCUCAGUAUGGCCCAAAUCCUUCUUAUGCUUGAGCCUCGCGACCUUUUACUCGCUGAUGGUUGUCGGAUCAGAGAUAAUGAGACCUCCUCUCGAAGUUGUGUUUGAUUAAAGCAUUCUAUUUAGAGCUUUUUAUUUUAUUUUAUUUAUUUAUUUAAUAUAACAAGUGGA